This is a messenger RNA of Vombatus ursinus (common wombat), 4543 nucleotides long. RefSeq names its product tumor necrosis factor receptor superfamily member EDAR. Bases 216 to 1562 code for a protein of 448 amino acids. Lineage: Eukaryota; Metazoa; Chordata; Mammalia; Diprotodontia; Vombatidae. Gene Ontology annotation, molecular function: signaling receptor activity. Gene Ontology annotation, biological process: positive regulation of canonical NF-kappaB signal transduction; positive regulation of JNK cascade. The transcript is spliced from 12 exons. The record is from RefSeq and is a predicted model, not a curated record. Gene Ontology annotation, cellular component: plasma membrane.
UCCGGUCCCUGGGGGCUCUGAGAGACCCUGCAGGGAGUGACAGUGUGGCGACCGGCUCCGGGAGCUGGGCGUUUGCAGCUCAGGACUGCCGAAACCUGGUACCCCAAGAGAAGCGGGACCUUUGCUGGCGCUCUCCUUCCAGUCAGACCGAGCUGCCUACUGAGGGACGCUUGCUUGGAACCGGCCAUCAGUGCCAGGUGAAUAUCUCAGAAAAUAUGGCCCAUGUGAGGGACUAUAAAUGGACUCAUUUCCUUUCCUUUCUGGUGGUAUCUCUGAUGUACCCAGCCAGUGCUGAGUAUUCAAACUGUGGAGAGAAUGAGUAUUACAACCAGACCACAGGGAUGUGCCAUGAUUGCCCCCAGUGUGAGCCUGGAGAAGAACCAUAUAUGACCUGUGGCUAUGGCACCAAAGACGAUGACUAUGGCUGUGUCCCCUGCCCCUCAGAAAAGUUCUCCAAAGGAGGCUACCAGAUAUGCAGGCGUCACAGGGACUGUGAAGGCUUCUUUCGAGCCACUGUCUUGACUCCGGGUGACAUGGAGAAUGAUGCAGAAUGUGGGCCCUGUCUCCCUGGUUACUACAUGCUGGAAAACAGACCAAGGAAUAUCUAUGGAAUGGUUUGCUACUCCUGCUUACUUGCACCUCCAAACACCAAAGAAUGUGUGGGAGCCACCUCUGGAGUUUCUGCCAGUCUCCCAGGUACCUCUGGCGCCAGCACCAGCUCUCCUUUCCAGCAUGCACAUAAAGCAGAUCUCUCAGGACAAGGGCAUCUGGCCACUGCCCUGAUUAUUGCUAUGUCCACCAUCUUCAUCAUGGCUAUUGCCAUCGUCCUCAUCAUCAUGUUUUACAUCAUGAAGACAAAGCCUUCUGCCCAAGCCUGCUGCACCAGUCAUUCCGUGAAGACUGUGGAAGCUCAAGUCAGCAAACAAGAAGAGAAAAAAGAAGUUCAAGAAAACGUCGUGAUUUUUGCCGAGAAGGAUGAGUUUGAGAAGCUGACAGCCACGCCAGCAAAGACUGCCAAGAGUGAGAAUGAUGCCUCUUCUGAGAAUGAACAGCUCCUGAGUCGGAGUAUGGACAGUGAUGAAGAAGCCGCAGUUGACAAGCAAGGGUCCCCAGAGCUGUGCUUGUUAUCAUUAGUCCAUUUGACAAGGGAUAAAUCUUCCACAAACAACAAAUCAACUGGGAUUCAGAGUAGAAGAAAGAAGAUCCUUGACGUGUAUGCCAACGUGUGUGGGGUGGCAGAAGGUCUCAGCCCCACGGAAUUACCAUUUGACUGCCUAGAGAAGACAAGCAGGAUGCUCAGCUCCACCUACAACACAGAGAAAGCCAUCGUGAAAACAUGGCGCCACCUUGCUGAAAGCUUUGGAUUGAAGAGGGACGAGAUAGGGGGGAUGACAGAUGGCAUGCAGCUCUUUGACCGGAUCAGCACAGCAGGCUACAGCAUCCCAGAGCUGCUCACAAAACUUGUACAGAUUGAGCGACUGGAUGCUGUCGAGUCUCUGUGCGCCGACAUUUUGGAGUGGGCUCAAGUCAUGCCGACACCUCAGCCUCCUGUCACAACCUGACGAGCAUCAUUAGGAACUGCCUCCCUUUUUGUUGGGAUGUGACUUCACUUCCUUCACCUGAGAACAUUGCAAGGGUGAUUGAGCCGGGAAACUUGGAACCAGCAAUGGUACCUACUCACAGGCUUCCUAAAAAUUAAGGGUUUUCUCACAUGUCACUAGGUCAUAUCUUAGGCUGUUCUGAGGACCAAGGAGAAGCCAAAGACAAAGCUAGUGAUGUACCGGCUGGGGAAUACUAAGCCAAACACCGUACCUCAUGAGGAUGAAUGGACAAACACAUUCAUUCAACAACCAUUAUUACUUAGCACCUACUAUGUUUUUUAUAGCACUGUGCUGGGCACUAAGGGAAGAUGCAAAGAUGUACAAAAUAUGGUCUCUGCUCUCAAAGAGCUUACAAUCUAAUUGAGGAGAUGAAAUAUACACAAUGGCAACACCAAGUGGUUCAGUAUUCAUGCUGUUGGAGUUGAGAAAAGGAAGAGAGUGCUUCUGACAGGUAAUCAAGGAAGGCUUCAUUGCAGAGGUGCUCUUUAUGGGAAGUUUUGCCAAAUGAUCUUAAUGAACACAUACUUCUCUCUAUGCAUCUUUUCAUUUCCUAGCAUCAGUUCAGAUUGGUCUAUUAAUAUCCUAUCUGACUUUGCAAGGAAGCAGUUUAAUUACCUUUGAGUCUGUGCAUAUUUGCAGAUUAAUCACUUUGUCAAAUUCAGGCAUCAAAAGUGACCUAGUCUAUGCCCCUUGGUGGUCAAUAUGAAAACUCAGGGCCAGAGAGGUUAAGAAUCUACAAGGUGACAUAGCUAGUUAAGAGUCCAAGCAAGGUCUUAAAUUGCAGGCACCAGAUACUCAGUCCAGGGCUCUUUCCUUUCCUUCAUUUAUUUAUUUAUUUUUUAAAGACUGGGUGUCCUCAUCUUGCCCAGGAUGGAAAUACAGGGGUGACCCACAGGCCUGAUCCCACUCCUGAUCAGCAGGGGAGCUUUGACCUGCUCCAUUUACAACCUGCUCCGGUUUGCCCCUCAAUAGGGAACUUGGUGGCCCUCUGCUUCUUGGGGCUCCCCCAGUUGAUGGUGUACACUCAAUUGGCUCAGCCCCACUGUCCCUUGGAACUCCCCAGCCUCAGCAUGUGACUCCAUGCCCAUCUCUUUCCAGCUGAAUUUUACUUUGGGUAGAAAAAUGCCCAAGAAGAACCUGUAAGCAGCUGGUAUCACUCUUUAAAGGAGGAGAAAUGAUAGCUUACUGAUUAAGGGUUUUGUCAGGCACAAAGACCAUCUAAUAUUUCAUGGAGGAACAUCACAUUAAGAGAGCUUCAUCCUCCAAUAUUCCUUCUCUGUAGAACCAGUCAGGAAAGGGCAACAUUGAAAUUCAUUGGAAGGUAGCCAGUUCAAGAAUCGAAUCGGGAACCUAGAAACCUACAUCAUGGCUUUAGCUACCCCUCUCCAUAUCUAGUUAUGGAGUUACUUCACCUCUCUGGGCCUCAGUUUCCCCAUCUAUAAUAGGGUUGUGCUCACUGAUUUCUAAGAUUGCUUCUGGCCCUGGAAUUCCAUGAUUCUAUCAUCAACAAAAUUGAAACUCAUCAGAGCCCAAUGAAGAUGGAGAUUUAGGAAAACAACAGUGUUGAAAAAAGCAGCACAUGGAAACCAUAUGGAUUUGAAAUGCAAAAUAGGAACUAAGGCCAUAAAGACUUAGUUUUGAAGUUUUCCACGGCAACUGUCUGCCAUAACAUUUAGAGAUAAAGUUAGCAAAGUGACAUUGUUUUUGGCAGAGUGGUUUUUCCAAACCUAUAAUUGCAAAGAGAGCAGCAGCCAGCCCCAGUUAUCACCCCAGUGGGUUAAUUUACAAUUCAUUGCUGAGAUGCUGUAAUGACAGGUUUCACUAGAGCUAUUCCUAAAUUAAAACAAAUUCCGUAGCUUACAAAGUAAUAUUUUUUAAAUUACAAGUUGCAUGACUGAGCAAUCGCUUUGGGGUGGGGGAGGCUGGGCAGGCGAGGAGGAGGGAAAUCAGUUGUCUGCUUGAAGCUUACAACUAAUUUUCUACUGUUGCAAAAGUAGAACAUACUGUGAUAGGAUCAUAAUUAGGACCUGAAUAUUUAACAUCACCAUUUACAGUCUCUGUUUGCUGCUGUUUUCAGAACCUAUUUCAUAUAUCCUGUGAGCUACAUACUCUGAGGUGAAACUUAAUUAUCCUUUUAAUUCCUCUUUGAAAUCCUACCGUGCACCCUCUUCACCUUCUUCCCCUUGCUUUGUGCUAAUGCUGAUGAAAGCCUCUCCCUUAAUUAGAUGGCAAAUGCCAUAUGUGAUGAGCACUCUUUUCUCCAAGAACAGUUUGUUGUUUGUUUCUUUUAAAAAUUAGUUUCAAAAGAGAAGACAAAACUGCUAUUUCUGUCUUCGUGCAUUUGGCCAAGUCUAGUGAGCAUAUUCUGCAGUCAUAGUUUUGGCCUGAAUCUUGCCAUCUUCCAUCUUGUGGCCAUAGGCCAUUGACUGAUCUGAAGGCAGAAACACUUUAAAUGGCAUAUACUGAUGGAGCUUUGAUGGAAAGCUGACUUUCAGAAUCAGCUGGGCUACCAUGAUGAGUGUACCAUUGACUUUCCUUGUCAAUUUCCAGGAAGAUAGCCAUAAUUUUAUUAUUGCUAAAACACACAGGAGAAGAAGCACAACAAGGUGGAUAAAGUAAGAGCUAGGUUUAAGACCUGCCUCUGACACAUACUAGCUGUGUAAACAUGGGCAAAUCCUUCAACCUCUCAGUAAUCCCAGGCAACUCUUUAAAACUAUACAUUAUAGACAAGUUGCCAAUCUGCAUUAGUGCAAGGAACUUCCAUACCGGAAGCAAUCAACACUGAGGAAAUUGUAGGUUUGGACCAAAAAAGAAAGAGAGAGGAGAGAGAACCAAACCAGGAUAUGCCUGUGUCGGUGAAGUCUUAAUUGCUAAUAAUUUUGUCUGACUCUGUAUAUAUAACUUAUUACAUUGUACAAUCUAAAUACAUAAGUAAGCUAAUA